Molecule: messenger RNA, 1584 nt
Organism: Rhagoletis zephyria (snowberry fruit fly)
Lineage: Eukaryota; Metazoa; Arthropoda; Insecta; Diptera; Tephritidae
Source: RefSeq, a predicted model, not a curated record
AUGACGCCAGAAAGGAAAAUCCUAGCCAUAGAAUGGCUCUUUGCUUUGAUGUUAGUCAUCUCCUGCUCCCAGGGCAGUGAAUCACUUAACAAUGCAAGCAAUGCUGCUAAUUUGACUGUGGAAGAGGCCGAAGCAAAGCACUUUCUCUCUGAAAUUACUCCCCGCUUGGAGACACUGAACUCAGCUCAGGUAGAGGCUACAUGGAAGUUUAACACUGAUAUAAACACUGUAAAUGAAGCUAAAUUGCUUCACCAAACAGCUGAAUACAACAAAGAGCAAAAGGUCAUUUGGAAGCAAAUUCAAAGAUUCAGCCAUUACAAGCAGUACAAAGAUUUACGUUUGAAAAGGCAGCUUGAAAAAUUAUCUGUACUUGGAACUGCUGCCUUAGAUCCAAAAGACUCUGAAAAGUUUGUCAACGUCUCAACAGAAAUGGAGAAAAUUUACAGCAGCGCGACUGUGUGCCUUCAUUUGAACGGUACCCAAAAGUGCAACCUUGAGCUUGAUCCUGAUCUAAACAAUCUCAUGGCUAAAUCACGAGAUUUUGACUUACUGCGUAAUGUGUGGAUUCAGUGGCGAAACAGUUCGGGUCGUCCUAUCCGCUCACUUUACAAGAAGUACAUUGAGCUUGGAAAUAAGGCGGCGGUGAAGAACGGAUUCAAAACACUUGACGAUCUAUGGCUUUUUCCAUGGGAAACAUCCGACUUUAAGCAGCAAGUUGAACACCUGUGGCAAGAGAUCAAGCCUUACUACGUCAAGUUUCACGCUUUUAUACGCAUGAAGUUGCGUAAGUACUACGGUGCUUCACGAAUGCCCACUGAUGGCACUAUUCCUGCACAUAUUCUCGGAAACAUGUGGGCUCAGUCUUGGGGCAACAUCUUUGAGUUAGUGGCUCCCUUUCCGACCAAAAAAUCACUUGACGUCAGUGAUACAAUGGUUGCACAAAACUACACUCCACAAAGAAUGUUUCAGUUGUCGGACAAAUUUUUCACCGAUCUAGGAUUGAUUCCAAUGCCAGGCGAGUUUUGGCGAGAGUCAAUGAUAAGUAAGCCCACUAAUCGGAAAGUAGUCUGCCAUGCUUCUGCCUGGGAUUUUUACAACCGCAAAGACUUUCGCAUUAAAAUGUGCACCAACGUAAACAUGGAGGACUUGAUUACGGUUCACCAUGAAAUGGGACACAUUCAGUAUUACCUGCAGUACAAAGAUCAGCCAAUCACUUUUCGAGAGGGAGCCAACCCAGGCUUUCACGAGGCGGUAGGUGAUCUGCUGGCGCUUUCCGUAUCCACACCUCGCCAUUUGGCCAAGAUAAAUUUACUGCAUGACUACGUGGAAGAUAAGGAGAUUACGCUCAAUUACCAGAUGCAAAUGGCACUUCAGAAGCUGGCCUUUCUUCCCUUCGGCUACCUGAUGGACCUCUGGCGAUGGGACCUCUUUUCGGGAAAAACUUCCAAAGAGACCAUGAACCGUUCCUGGUGGCAGUAUCGCCUCAGCUUGCAGGGCAUCUCACCGCCAGUGCGCCGAAAUGAAACUGACUUUGACAGUGGAUCCAAGUUCCACAUACCGGCCAGUGUGGAGUACAUUCGGUAA